This is a messenger RNA of Synchiropus splendidus (mandarinfish), 1050 nucleotides long. Its product is annotated as DUF4748 domain-containing protein. The record is from RefSeq and is a predicted model, not a curated record. Bases 325 to 807 code for a protein of 160 amino acids. The transcript has 3 exons. NCBI's taxonomy places the organism in Eukaryota, Metazoa, Chordata, Actinopteri, Syngnathiformes, Callionymidae.
UGGAAAUAGAUAACAGAGAUACUUUUCGGACACGCAGAAUAAAGCACGUAUAUAGCAACCCAGUUCUGAAAUUAGAUGUUAUUUAAGUUAUUGGAUGUUAAAACCAAGUAUCUGCAAAGCUACAGUCAAAAGUUGCACGACUCAAAUGGCGGUUUGCAUCUUAAAUUCUCCAAAACAUGCAUACAAAACCGCACCGAGUAUAUUGAACGGUUAUUAUGCGCAGAUAAUAUCGGAGUAAGAGGAAUUAAAGCGCUCUUUUCGCUGUUCGAAAAGGUUCGCUUGCUCUUCUUACCCGAUGCCGUCACCUGAUCAGUCAAACUGCGCAUGCUCAACAUUUGUUACCCAACAAAUAUGGCGGCCCCGGCGAGCGUCUUCAGGACGGCUAUGAAAGGUGUCCAGCUACAUGGUCAGUGGUUGAACUCUCAGACACCGACGUUGUUUCCGUGUUUGCGACCGCUGCAAGGGUCUAUCUUCCGGUGUAACUCCAGCGCUGAGCCGGAGAGAAACAGCCGCGCGCACGGUGUUGCGGAUCCCGCGACACAGAGCAGGACAUCAGCCGCAGAGGAUGAGCUGGACGAUCACGUGUACAUCCCUCAGAAGAAGGCUCGGAACCCCAUGAGAAAGAUUGGAUACGCAUGGAUGAUCGGCCUUCCUGCAGGAAUAAUUGGGUUCCUCCUCGCGAAAAGGGAAGUAGACAAGAACAGACUGAAGCAGUUGAAAAUUCGACAGAGGAUGAGGAUGUCAAAUGAGGGAGAAUAUGGAGGAAGCCGCUAUAAUCAAAGCAGAGACGUUGUCAAGGUUGACUAAUGUUAUUGUGGCAACAGCGACAACACUGCACAGUGGAAUCUGGGACUCCCGAAGAUCUGCAGGAAACAAUCGACGCAGACUUGUGUGGAUAUUUUGAGUCAAGCAGGACGUUCAGUCGAGGCACGUGAGGCAUCAUGACAUGUCGACGAGAAAAUUGCUUUUCUGUUGUACACAAGAUGUUUAUUUGACGAUGUAAAUAAUUUAUAUUUGCAAGUAUUUAAAAGCCACCUGCAAAUAAAAAUC